Lontra canadensis (Northern American river otter) is the source of this 2899-nucleotide messenger RNA. RefSeq names its product heat shock protein family A (Hsp70) member 12A (gene HSPA12A). The record is from RefSeq and is a predicted model, not a curated record. NCBI's taxonomy places the organism in Eukaryota, Metazoa, Chordata, Mammalia, Carnivora, Mustelidae. The transcript is spliced from 13 exons. The coding region runs from base 98 to 2176 and encodes 692 amino acids.
GCGCGGGACUUCGUUCUCCCGGUAGUACUCCAUCGCCUGCUGCUUCAGCCUCUGCAGCUCCCUAGUGGUCCCAAAGCUACGGCCGCCGCCUUCUCCCAUGAUGGAGAGUGUUGGCGUGUACGGACUCUGUGGGUGUGCAGCGAAGAGCAAAGUGAAGUGUGAUUCCAGGUGGGAAAUACCAGCUUCAGAAACAGCCCCCACGUCUGCAUAUUCAUCUCCAGCCCGGAGUCUGGGGGACACAGGGAUAACGCCGCUGUCCCCUUCCCAUAUCGUGAAUGAUGCUGACCCAAAUGUCUCGGAGCAGCAGACGUUUCUGGUGGUGGUGGCCAUUGACUUCGGAACCACAUCCAGCGGCUACGCCUACAGCUUCACCAAGGAGCCAGAAUGUAUCCACGUGAUGAGGCGAUGGGAAGGGGGCGACCCCGGGGUGUCCAACCAGAAGACUCCGACCACCAUCUUGUUGACUCCCGAGAGGAAGUUCCACAGCUUCGGGUAUGCCGCCAGGGACUUCUACCACGACCUGGAUCCCAACGAGGCCAAACAGUGGCUGUACCUGGAGAAGUUCAAGAUGAAGCUGCAUACCACUGGGGACCUCAACAUGGAUACAGACCUAACGGCAGCAAACGGCAAGAAAGUCAAAGCCCUUGAAAUCUUCGCGUAUGCCCUGCAGUACUUCAAGGAGCAGGCACUGAAGGAGCUGAGUGACCAGGCGGGGUCGGAGUUCGAGAACUCUGAUGUCAGAUGGGUCAUCACGGUGCCUGCCAUUUGGAAGCAGCCGGCCAAGCAGUUCAUGAGACAAGCUGCCUAUCAGGCAGGCCUGGCCUCCCCGGAGAAUGCCGAGCAGCUCAUCAUCGCCUUGGAGCCCGAGGCGGCCUCCAUCUACUGCCGGAAGCUGCGGCUGCACCAGAUGAUCGAGCUGAGCAGCAAGGCCGCGGUCAACGGGUACAGCUCCGGUGACGCAGUGGGAGCUGGGUUUGCACAGGCUAAGGAACACAUACGGCGUAAUCGGCAGAGUCGGACCUUUUUGGUGGAGAAUGUCAUAGGAGAAAUCUGGUCGGAGCUGGAGGAAGGUGACAAGUAUGUGGUCGUGGACAGUGGCGGGGGCACCGUAGACCUGACCGUCCAUCAGAUACGGUUACCGGAGGGACACCUGAAAGAACUGUAUAAAGCAACAGGCGGACCCUAUGGAUCCUUAGGAGUAGAUUAUGAAUUUGAAAAACUUCUGUGUAAAAUAUUCGGAGAGGAUUUUAUCGAACAAUUCAAAAUCAAGCGUCCGGCGGCCUGGGUUGACCUAAUGAUUGCAUUUGAGUCUCGUAAAAGGGCAGCUGCCCCAGACCGAACUAACCCACUGAACAUCACCCUGCCCUUCUCCUUCAUCGACUACUACAAGAAGUUCCGUGGGCACAGCGUGGAGCACGCCUUGAGGAAGAGCAAUGUGGAUUUUGUGAAGUGGUCCUCACAAGGGAUGCUGAGGAUGAGUCCAGAUGCCAUGAACGCGCUUUUUAAGCCCACCAUUGACAGCAUCAUUGAGCAUCUCCGGGACCUGUUUCAGAAGCCCGAGGUGUCCACGGUCAAGUUCCUCUUCCUGGUGGGAGGCUUUGCCGAGGCACCCCUCCUGCAGCAGGCAGUGCAGGCCGCCUUCGGAGACAAGUGCCGCAUCAUCAUCCCCCAGGACGUGGGCCUCACCAUCCUCAAGGGCGCCGUCCUCUUCGGCCUGGACCCCGCCGUCAUCAAGGUGCGCCGGUCGCCGCUCACCUACGGGGUGGGCGUGCUGAACCGCUACGUGGAGGGCAAGCACCCGCCUGAGAAGCUGCUGGUGAAGGACGGCACUCGCUGGUGCACCGACGUCUUCGAUAAGUUCAUCUCUGCCGACCAGUCGGUGGCCCUGGGGGAGCUGGUCAAGCGGAGCUACACCCCGGCCAAGCCCUCGCAGCUGGUCAUCGUCAUCAACAUCUACAGCUCCGAGCACGACGACGUGAGCUUCAUCACCGACCCGGGGGUGAAGAAGUGCGGCACCCUCCGCCUGGACCUCACGGGGACCAGCGGCGCUGCCGUGCCCGCCCGGAGGGAGAUCCAGACCCUCAUGCAGUUCGGGGACACAGAGAUCAAGGCCACGGCCGUGGAUAUAGCCACCUCGAAGAGCGUCAAGGUUGGGAUUGACUUCUUAAAUUACUAACAGGUCUGCCCCACCCCACCGCCUGCCCUCCCUGGGACUCCGCUCCCCUGCAUCCGCUGACCUCAACCCUGACUGUUCUUUCUCUGUCCUUGACCCUCAGCAUUGCCCACCUGAAUUUCAGCAGGGAAGAUGGGAACCACUAGGGCUAAAAAAUGAUUAGGGAUUUUUGAGGGCACACUGGAGUCAGAAAAAGCUGUCGGAAAUGGAGCUUGAGGUUUGGGAAUAAGAAUUUUGAGGAUCCCGGGAGAGCAGCUGGUUUCCAUAGGUACCCAGUGGUGAAACAGCCGCCCGACACAGGGGUUCAGCCCGUUUCUGUAGCAGCCACUCAGCUUGCUUUGAACGGAUCUCUGUUAGGGUGCCCUCGUCUAUUUGAGACUUUCUACGUUUUUUGGAUGGCAGUCAGUUUAAAAUGCUGUCCCUCUGCAGUUCAUUUCUUUUUGUCCUCACGUGAUGAGAAGCGAGGACUCAGUGGGAGCUGGGAGCCUGUUCACCCGGCGGGAGAGGCCUGCCCACGCUGGGCACUAUUUUAGAGUCUCAUAAUUUCCAUUCUGAAUAGGUUCAGGGAGGAGUUAAAUAUCGCCUGAGCUAAUCUGCGAGGAUUCCAGUGAGUGGGAGAGCUGACAACUUCACUUUUCAGCAGGUGAAAGCUUGCUUGGAGGGAAAUGGUAUUUAGGCGCUGCUGAUUUAUCCCAGAUCAUCUGCUAUGGCAUCAUUCCCUGAUGC